Mytilus trossulus (common blue mussel) is the source of this 1523-nucleotide messenger RNA. RefSeq names its product voltage-gated potassium channel subunit beta-2-like. Gene Ontology annotation, biological process: transmembrane transport; regulation of potassium ion transmembrane transport; potassium ion transport. Bases 431 to 1489 code for a protein of 352 amino acids. Gene Ontology annotation, cellular component: cytoplasm; voltage-gated potassium channel complex; membrane. The record is from RefSeq and is a predicted model, not a curated record. The transcript has 16 exons. Gene Ontology annotation, molecular function: transmembrane transporter binding; potassium channel regulator activity; voltage-gated potassium channel activity. NCBI's taxonomy places the organism in Eukaryota, Metazoa, Mollusca, Bivalvia, Mytilida, Mytilidae.
CAGGUACUUUCGGUUUACCUCGUUACUUUUCAUUUGUAGAAUACUAUGGCGCUAUAUUUAAACAAACAUGUUACAACACAGAUGAGAUAUACACGAUAGAUAAAAGAAAAACACACAUAUUUACACUUUCCUACAGAAUCAUUUCUCUUUAGAAAAAGAUACUAGAAAGAUAUAAAGAUACAAUUAUAAUGCUGAAGAUCUCUUCAUUGGUUGAUUAAGAGAUUGUACGUCAAACAGUAAUUACAGAUUGGUUGGAAAUUUAUGCUAAAAAUAGAUUAAAACAAGAUCAGCCAUUCAUAAUUGAUUGUAUUCAAUUUUGUACAAGAUACAUUAAACAUUGUAGCCAACUGCACAUUGAAGGUUCAAUUAGAAGCAAAAGAUAUAUAAAUCAUGAAAUGCUGAGUUAGGAAUUUCCAGAAAACUUAUUUUGAUGUCAACUAAAAUGAGUACCAAUUCCCUGGUAAAUUACCGGUAUCUUGGGAAAUCUGGCCUGCGAGUAUCUUGUGUAGGCUUAGGAACAUGGGUGACCUUUGGAGGUCAGAUUACGGAUGAGAUGGCUGAAGAGAUUUUGACCUUGGCCUAUGAAAGUGGAAUCAAUUUCUUUGACACAGCUGAGGUGUAUGCAGCGGGAAAGGCAGAAAUCCUGUUGGGAAAAAUUCUGAAAAAGAAAACAUGGAGACGGUCAAGUUAUAUUAUAUCAACAAAACUAUACUGGGGCGGAAAAGCAGAAACAGAAAAGGGUUUGUCAAGAAAACAUAUUAUUGAAGGAUUGAAAUGUUCCUUAGAAAGACUUCAGUUAGAUUAUGUAGAUAUAGUAUUUGCUAACCGACCAGACUCACACACUCCAAUGGAAGAAAUUGUUCGGGCUUUCACAUAUGUUAUAAACCAAGGUUGGGCUAUGUACUGGGGUACAUCACGUUGGUCCCCUACAGAGAUAAUGGAGGCCUAUUCUGUAGCUCGCCAAUUUAACCAGAUCCCCCCAAUAGCUGAGCAAGCUGAAUAUCACUUACUACAGAGAGAGAAAGUAGAACUUCAAAUGCCAGAACUCUAUCAGAAAAUAGGUGUUGGUACGAUAACCUGGUCACCAUUAGCAGGUGGUAUUCUGACAGGGAAAUAUGAUGAUGGUGUACCUAUUUAUUCCAGAGCAGCUUUGAAGGGUUAUUCCUGGUUUAAAGACAAAAUUCUGGGAGAGGAGGGAAGAAGGCAACAGGCCAGGUUAAGAGAGGCAGCCAUUAUAGCAGACAGAUUAGGUUGUUCUAUGUCACAGUUAGCAUUAGCUUGGGUAUUAAAAAAUGAAAAUGUACAGUGUGUAUUACUAGGAGCUUCCACGGUAGAUCAACUUUAUCUUAACAUUCAGGCUUUACAGUAUGUACCUAAAUUGUCAGCAAGUAUUAUGCAAGAGUUAGACAAGAUUUUAGGGAACUCACCAAAACUGAAGAAAGAAAGUAAUAUGAGAAACUGGUUACAAAGGUCAACAAGCAAGCCUUAACUUCCCCAUAUAAAUAGGUAUAUCUUUAGGAAUG